AUGCCACCCCCAUCAACUUCUCAUACCCCCCCCAAGCCUCCAGAUCACUCUCGCUCUCCCCCUCCAUCCCCUUCCGACGACUCCGAAACCGAUCUCGAUCUCGACCUCGACCUCGAAGAGCUCGACCCGCAACCAACCCAUCACCACCAACCCUCCCAUCACCAUUCCGACUCCUCAACCUCCCGCAAGGGUCUACUAGGCGGCCAUCAUACCUCCCUCGGCCACUCUCACUCCCGCGAAUCCUCCCUAACCGAGUCUUCCGCCCCCCGCAUCGCCCUCCGCACGCUCCGCAUGCGCGGCCUGCGCCGCAACGCCGCCGGCACAAAAAGAUCCUUCUCGGGGUCGGGGUAUGGGCUGGGGCACAGUCGCGGGGAUGACGACACCGAGGCACUGCUGAGGAGCCAUAACGCGGGGGAAGGGCCGAGCGGGAGUAACCCGCGGUAUUCAGACGGGGGCGGAAGCGCUGGGAAUAGUGAUGAGGCGCCGUUGUUGAGUGAUGGGUCGGGGAAGAGACAUCAUAGGAGACACUCCUCCCUCGCGGGGGAUGCCCUGCGCGGGGUGAGCGGCUGGCGGGGAUGGGUAUCAAGAUUGACCGGGAGAGUUCCAGCCGAGGUCCAACGUAAACGAGACGAGGACCUCGACAAAGAAGACGACGACCCAUCGGCGUCGAGGCUGGUCGCGGUUGGAUCCACGCAAUCAACACGCUUCCCACCAAACAUCGUCUCCAACGCAAAGUACACGGCCUGGAGUUUCCUGCCUGUUACACUGUACAAUGAGUUCAGCUUCUUCUUCAACAUGUACUUUUUGCUGGUCGCCCUAUCACAGGCGAUUCCGGCGCUUCGGAUCGGGUACCUGUCGACGUACAUCGCGCCGCUGGCGUUCGUGCUGGUGAUUACGCUGGGAAAAGAGGCGUAUGAUGACGUGGAGAGGCGGAGGAGGGACAACGAGGCUAAUUCGGAGGAGUACACCGUGUUGCAGUUUGACUCCGAGGCGGGUAGGCCCGGUACCAGGCAGAGGAGAGCGUUGCACUCGCGCAAGAAGGGGAGCAACGGGCGAUAUGUUGCCGAGAGGGAUAGGCUGGCCGAUAUCCAAGAGGAGGAGGAAUCAACCGAGAACGACGGUCGCGGCUGGCGCGUUACCGAGAUCAAGAAGAAAUCCAAAGACCUCAAGGUCGGCGACGUGCUCAAGCUGAGCAAGGGUCACCGCGUCCCCGCCGACGUGAUCAUCCUCAAGUGCUUAUCGGAUUCACACAGCAAGCAUGAGGACGAGUCUCUGCUCAUCGACCACGACAGCAGCAGCAGUAGCAGCAGCAGCAGCAGCAGACCAGGCAGCGGCGCGUCGAACGGGGAGACGUUCAUCAGAACGGACCAACUCGACGGCGAAACUGACUGGAAACUGCGCUUAGCCUCUCCCCUCUCCCAGAACCUCCCUACCCGCGACCUCGUCCGCCUGCGCGUCACCGCCGGCAAGCCAGAUCGCAAAGUAAACGAGUUUGUCGGCACCCUGGAGCUUCUCCCCUCCCGACAAGACGCCAUGAGCGGCGAGUCCUUCACCGCGAGUGGUGCGGAGGACGACGACACCAACGGACUGGUCAAGGCGGCGCCGCUGUCUAUCGAUAACACCGCGUGGGCGAACACGGUCAUCGCCUCACACGCGACCACUCUCGCCGUGGUCAUCUACACGGGUCCGCAGACACGCUCCGCGCUGUCGACUGCCCCGUCGAGGUCGAAGACGGGACUGCUCGAGUACGAAAUCAACUCGCUCACAAAGAUUUUGUGCUUUUUGACGCUGGCGCUGUCUGUCAUCCUCGUCGCGUUGCAAGGGUUUCGCAACCAGGAGGGGAACGUCUGGUAUGUUAAGAUUAUGAGGUUCUUGGUGCUCUUCUCGACGAUCGUGCCGAUUAGUCUGAGGGUGAACCUCGAUCUCGGAAAGAGCGCGUACUCGAGGUUCAUACAGAACGAUCCCGGCAUUCCGGGAGCGGUGGUCAGGACUAGUACUAUACCCGAAGAUCUGGGCCGGAUCGAGUACCUGCUGUCAGACAAGACGGGCACCCUGACACAGAACGAGAUGGAGAUGAAAAAGAUCCAUGUCGGCACCGUGUCGUACGCGAAUGAUGCCAUGGACGAGGUCGCGGCGUAUGUACGGCAGGGGUUUCAUACUGCUUCGCCGAAUCAUCUGGCUACUCCUUCUUCCUCGUUGUCGGCGGCUGCCGGCAACAUCGGCGCUACGCGCACCCGUCGCGAGAUCGGCUCGCGUGUUCGGGACGUGGUGCUCGCUCUCGCCCUCUGCCACAACGUCACCCCCACCACCGACCAAGACGAUCACGGCAACAGCGUCAACUCCUACCAGGCCAGCUCGCCCGACGAGAUCGCCAUCGUGCGUUGGACGGAAUCGGUCGGGUUGCGCCUCGCCUACCGCGAUCGGACCAGCAUGGUUCUCGAAUCAACCGAAACCGGCCGGGUCGUCGUCAAGGUCCGCAUCCUGGACAUCUUCCCGUUCACGUCCGAAGGCAAGCGCAUGGGUAUCAUCGUGCAGUUCCAGGAGCGGCUGCAGGAUGACAGCGGGUCGGGCGAGAUCUGGUUCUACCAAAAAGGCGCCGACACCGUCAUGUCGUCCAUCGUGGCCGCCAACGACUGGCUGGACGAGGAGACGGCCAACAUGGCGCGGGAGGGGUUGCGGACUCUGGUCGUCGGCCGCAAGCGGCUGUCUUCGUCAGAGUAUGCCGCCUUCGCGGCGCAGUAUCAUGAAGCCUCGCUGGCUAUCACGGCCCGCGACGCGGGCAUGCAAGCCGUCGUCGCGCAGUACCUCGAGCAUGAUCUCGAGUUGUUGGGCGUCACGGGUGUCGAGGACAAACUCCAGAAGGACGUAAAACCUUCGCUCGAGUUGCUCCGCAACGCAGGCAUCAAAAUCUGGAUGCUCACCGGCGACAAGGUGGAAACAGCCCGCUGCGUCGCCGUCUCGAGCAAACUGGUCGCCCGGGGACAGUACAUCCACACGGUGGCCAAACUCCGACGGAGGGACACAGCCCUCGAACAUCUCGAUCUGCUCCGCUCGAAGCCCGACUCCUGCCUGCUGAUCGACGGCGAGUCGCUGAGUCUGUACCUCACCCACCUGCGGACGGAGUUCGUUUCCGUGGCGGUCACCCUGCCCGCCGUGGUAGCCUGCCGCUGCUCCCCCACGCAAAAGGCCGACGUGGCGACGCUGAUCAAGCAGUUCACCUCCAAGCGCGUGUGCUGUAUCGGGGAUGGAGGCAACGACGUGAGCAUGAUCCAGGCGGCGGACGUGGGCGUCGGCAUCGUCGGGAAAGAAGGGCGACAGGCGAGUCUGGCGGCCGAUUUUUCCAUCACCCAGUUUUGUCACCUGGUCAAGCUGCUCGUCUGGCACGGGAGGAAUAGCUAUAAGAGGAGUGCGAAGCUGGCACAGUUUGUGAUUCACAGGGGGUUGAUCAUUGCGGUCUGUCAGACGGUGUACUCCAUCGCGCUAGGCUUCGAGCCAGAAGGUUUGUACAAAGACUGGUUGAUGGUGGGCUAUGCGACUGUUUACACGGCCGCGCCGGUCCUCUCUCUCGUGCUAGACACGGACGUGGACGAGGCCCUUGCCAAUCUGUAUCCUGAACUCUACAAGGAACUCACCGAAGGUCGCUCGCUGUCAUACCGCACCUUCUUCGGCUGGGUGCUGGUGUCCAUCUACCAGGGGUGCUUGAUCCAGGGGCUGGCUCAGGUGCUGACGGAAGUAGACGGGCCGAGGAUGGUAGCGGUCAGUUAUACGGUGCUGGUGCUGAAUGAGCUGUUGAUGGUGGCGAUUGAGAUUACCACGUGGCAUUGGGUGAUGGUAGUGUCGAUUUUGGGAACUUUUGUGGUAUUUGUGGGGAGCGUGCCGUUCUUGGGGGGAUAUUUUGAUUUGGAGUUUUUGUUAACUUUGGGCUUCUACUGGCGUGUCGCCGCCAUCGGCGCCAUGUCGCUUAUCCCAACAUACGCGGCCAAGGUGAUUCGGCGAACGAUGAAGCCGCCUUCGUAUCGGAAGGUGCAGAGUGUUUAG
This is a messenger RNA of Thermochaetoides thermophila DSM 1495, 4038 nucleotides long. RefSeq names its product phospholipid-transporting ATPase-like protein. The transcript is spliced from 2 exons. The record is from RefSeq and is a predicted model, not a curated record. Gene Ontology annotation, molecular function: ATP binding; ATP hydrolysis activity; ATPase-coupled intramembrane lipid carrier activity. Lineage: Eukaryota; Fungi; Ascomycota; Sordariomycetes; Sordariales; Chaetomiaceae. The coding region runs from base 1 to 4038 and encodes 1345 amino acids. Gene Ontology annotation, biological process: retrograde vesicle-mediated transport, Golgi to endoplasmic reticulum; phospholipid translocation; endocytosis. Gene Ontology annotation, cellular component: trans-Golgi network; endosome; plasma membrane.